Gymnogyps californianus (California condor) is the source of this 1383-nucleotide messenger RNA. It is a transcript of the gene DDI2, whose product is annotated as DNA damage inducible 1 homolog 2. Bases 1 to 1293 code for a protein of 430 amino acids. Lineage: Eukaryota; Metazoa; Chordata; Aves; Accipitriformes; Cathartidae. The record is from RefSeq and is a predicted model, not a curated record. The transcript is spliced from 9 exons. Gene Ontology annotation, molecular function: aspartic-type endopeptidase activity; protein binding. Gene Ontology annotation, biological process: proteolysis.
AUGCUGCUCACCGUGUUCUGCCUGCGCCGCGACCGCAGCGAGCUCACCUUCUCCCUCCAGGUGGACGCCGACUUCGAACUGCAAAACUUCCGGGCUCUCUGCGAGCUGGAGUCCGGUAUCCCGGCGGCCGAGAGCCAGAUAGUCUAUGCGGAGCGGCCUCUAACUGACAACAACAGAUCUUUGGCUUCCUAUGGCUUGAAAGACGGGGACGUGGUGAUUUUGCGACAGAAAGAGACCGUAGAGCCACGGCCCUCCAUCCGUUUCCCAGGUCUGCCGAGGAUAGAUUUCAGCAGCAUCGCGGUUCCUGGGACAUCCACGCAGCAGCACCAGCCACCAGCACAGCGUCUUCGCCCGUCACCUCCCGAUGCACCUUCGUUCCCUCAGGGUUUGGACAAUCCGGCGCUGCUACGGGAGAUGUUGCUUGCGAAUCCCCACGAGCUGUCUCUGCUGAAGGAGCGCAAUCCGCCCUUGGCGGAAGCAUUGCUCAGCGGAGACCUCGAGAAAUUCACCAGGGUGUUGCUGGAGCAACAGCAGGACCGAGCCCGGCGGGAGCAGGAGAGGAUCCGACUCUAUUCAGCUGACCCUUUUGAUCUCGAGGCACAGGCCAAGAUAGAAGAAGACAUAAGGCAACAAAACAUUGAAGAAAACAUGACGAUAGCAAUGGAAGAGGCCCCCGAGAGUUUUGGCCAGGUGGUGAUGCUGUAUAUUAACUGCAAAGUCAAUGGACACCCAGUGAAAGCCUUUGUUGACUCAGGUGCCCAGAUGACCAUCAUGAGCCAAGCUUGUGCUGAAAGGUGCAACAUAAUGAGGCUGGUAGAUCGGCGGUGGGCCGGCAUCGCUAAAGGCGUAGGGACGCAGAAAAUAAUUGGCAGAGUGCACUUAGCUCAGGUCCAAAUUGAAGGGGAUUUCCUGGCGUGCUCCUUCUCAAUCCUUGAAGAGCAGCCGAUGGACAUGCUUCUAGGACUGGAUAUGCUGAAGAGGCAUCAGUGUUCGAUUGAUCUCAAGAAGAAUGUACUAGUGAUCGGCACGACUGGCUCGCAGACCACUUUCCUCCCGGAGGGCGAGCUCCCAGAGUGUGCCCGGCUGGCUUACGGGGCCGGGCGGGAAGACGUGCGGCCAGAGGAGAUUGCAGACCAGGAACUAGCAGAAGCAAUACAGAAGUCCGUAGAGGAAGCAGCUGCUGCUAGAUGGUACCAGGAAAGCCAAGUGAAAGAACAGGAAACGGGAGAGGGAGAGAACAUAAUUCAGGACCAAGGAAGCUCAGCUCCCCACAAGGCCUGUGUUCUUUCAUAACAGCUUGAAUUUUUGCUGCCUUCUGGUAGAUGAUACAACAGAAAUCGCUGCGUACAUCUGUAGGCUAUUAAAGUUCUUGUUUUGAAUGCA